Messenger RNA from Ficedula albicollis (Collared flycatcher), 1954 nucleotides. It is a transcript of the gene HIKESHI, whose product is annotated as chromosome 1 open reading frame, human C11orf73. The transcript has 5 exons. Bases 532 to 1008 code for a protein of 158 amino acids. Gene Ontology annotation, biological process: protein import into nucleus. The record is from RefSeq and is a predicted model, not a curated record. Gene Ontology annotation, cellular component: cytosol; nucleus. NCBI's taxonomy places the organism in Eukaryota, Metazoa, Chordata, Aves, Passeriformes, Muscicapidae. Gene Ontology annotation, molecular function: Hsp70 protein binding; nuclear import signal receptor activity.
GCCCGGGCCCGGGCGGGGCCCUCAACCCGCUCGGGGGCGGGGUGGAGCUGCCGCAGGGCCCCCGGCCCCUCCGGGCCCCGGCGCUCGGCCGGCUCCGCGUCCCCACAGGCAGCUGCCGUGUCGAGCGUCCUUGCCGGGAGGCGCUUGCCAUCCCCCGGUCCGUGUCGUCUCCUCAGAGACGAGCUGGGAGCUUAAAAGAAGCUUUUUAAGGCUAGAUUGUGCCUUGGCUGCAAGGAUGUGGCAUCUCGGGUAAAGAGGAGGGUAUCUUUUGCUCUGGCAUUCAGCCAUCCUUCUGCUGCCUUUCUCAAGGUCUAUUGUAUUUCCUAUGUGAACAGGUUUCCAUGAUCCUGGGGUUGUGCCAGCCAGGUGGUCAACAGCCACUUCUUAGUGACUUGGCAACCUCUUCUGCACCCUAUUUUCCUCCUACGCACAUGGGGAGCGAAGGUACAAGCUGCACCCCAACAAGUGGCUGAAGACAAAUUUGUAUUUGAUUUACCAGACUAUGAAAACAUCAACCAUGUAGUGGUCUUCAUGCUGGGAACUAUACCAUUUCCAGAUGGAAUGGGAGGAUCUGUCUAUUUUUGUUACCCAGACCAGAGUGGGAUGGCAGUGUGGCAGCUGCUGGGGUUUGUCACUAAUGAGAAGCCAAGUGCCAUCUUCAAAAUUUCUGGUCUGAAAUCUGGGAAGGGAAGUCAGCAUCCCUUUGGUGCCAUGAACCUCCCACAGACGCCAACAGUGGCUCAGAUUGGAAUCUCAGUGGAACUGCUGGAGAACCUGGCCCAGCAGACUCCUGUUGCAAGUGCUGCUGUGUCAUCAGUAGAUUCAUUCACAGAGUUCACUCAGAAGAUGUUGGAUAACUUCUAUAACUUUGCUUCCUCGUUUGCUGUUACUCAGGCACAGAUGACCCCAAAUCCUUCUGAAGCUUUCAUUCCUGCAAAUGUAGUUCUGAAAUGGUAUGAAAACUUCCAGAGACGUCUGACACAGAACCCUCUCUUUUGGAAAACAUAAACUUAAAUUCUGUCAUUUGGAGUUCUUUUCGAAGUGUUACCUGAAAGAUGUAUCAAAUAACUCCACUGAAGAUUUUUGGAGGGGAGGAGGGGGAAAAUCCAAACAACGAUUAGUCUAAACGGACAAACUAGUAACUUUUAUAUUACUCUUGAACAGUAUUUAAAAUUAAAAUAAAUGAAAAUUACUAGUCUGCAUGUUGGUUUAUUUAAUUGAAGUGCUUGGCUGCAACAAGAAAUUAGUGUUCCAUGUAGAAAUAUUUCUUUGAAACUGCAUUUAAAGUGGAAAAAAUUACAAGAUGAAAAAUGGCAGCACUGUGUCAUACUUGUGUGGUGCUUUGGGGUGUUGCACAAACCAAAUGCAGAUUUUCCUUCUUCACCUCAUUUAAAGGGUAAUCAGGCAAUGUGAAUAUGCUGAUGGUUUUCCUGCUGGUAUUUGCACUGUAAGUUCUUCCACUUUGUGGACAACCAAUAUGCCUGUCCCCAACUCAUAUAAAUGGUACAGCAGUAUUUCCCUCUUUGGCAGUGAGAUGCUAUUGAGCUUAAUCUUGGAGUACCUGUCUUUAACUUUUCCUGUAUGAAAGUGUAAUGAAGAGGGAGUCUUUGGGAACUUCAGCUGUGCUAGAAGAAUUAUUCCCAGUAAUAAGAGUAAAAUCUUGUUUCUCUUAGAAACAGAUGUGGGGUGUCUGAUAAUGCUGUCUAAGUUACUGGCACCAAAGGCUGUCACAUUUGCUCAUAAAUUGGUAGGAUUUUGGGGUGGUUGGAGUGGUUCUCAUGAUGGUGCAGUUUCUGCUAGUGUGAUGAUUUCAGUCAUGUGUGCCCAGGUGCCUCAUAGGUGAGCUCCAGCUGGCCCUUCUGUUCAAUAGAUUAGCUUGAUCAGAAAUACUGUUUCGAACAAUAGAUCUUACUUCUGUAAGUUACUUUCUGUAACUAAGCACUAAGACUUGUUC